AGCGACGCUCGCGAGUCACAACAGCUGUCCUCCAGGCUUGCCUUUGUUUGGGAGUCCUUAAAAAAAAAAAGCCCCAGGGCCUCCCUGGGCGCACUCCAUGACCGGGUGCCCCAUGACUGAGAAGACAGAGGAUAAUUUGACCUCCCCCAAGGAAGGAGAUGGAAAAGAUAAUGGUAAAAUACCAGAUGUUCAUUUGCCAGAUAUAGUAAAGAGAAAAGAAAAAGACAAAUAUGAAAAAGAAGCUGAAAAAGCAGAGCAGCGUUCAGAAAACACAUGUCCCAGGAGACCACAUGUUACGUAUGCCAAAUUCAUAAGAACUAAUGCAAGAUUCUAUAAUGAGCCGGUGAGCUACAUAGAACACCUGAAUAUGGGAGAUGAGCAGGAGGAUUGGUGGUCACAUGAAGAAAUACUGAACCAUCACUAUGUUCCACCUUAUGACUCCCAGAGUACCCAAAGAAGUGAUUUCAAAAUACCAGCAUGUCAGUUGGUUUUACCAAACAGAUACUGCAGGAAACAAAAGCCUGCUUGUGGCAUAGUUCCAUUAGCAAUUUCAGAUUCAGUACCAGUAAUCGAAAAAAAAGUUUCACAUCGUUUUCCAUUUAUAUAUCAGUUCAGAAAACAAUUGCCACCAAAGCAUCAUGGAGCUUUUCUUCAGACAGAUACAAAAUCAUCAAGAGGGCCAACAGUUCCUAGGGGAACACAAGUAUUCCAAAGUGCUGCAAGGUCACGCUUAGCAGAACAGUCAAAAACAGAAAGAGGAAACUCAGUGACAAGUACAGAGACCUCACCCAGUCUCUGCCAACACCGUUGCCAAAGGUCACCAAUUUCUGAAUGUCACUUAUCAGAAGCAGACGCCAAAGGAGCAACCAAAGCAUACCUCACGGCUCCUGGGAAGGAGCAAAAGAGUCCAGGCAUUUCUGGGAUUGCCGAAGUAAAUUUUAUCCUUCCCACCAGAGAGGACCCUUUGUAUCCACCAAUCAAACAGAGUUUUUGAAAAAUCAGCAGUUGAAUUACCCCUAACAAAUAACACAGACUGAUACUCCCAUUAAUUCCUGAAAUGGAAAGAAUCUAGACUCACUGUACUGAAAACUGUUUGCUUUUCUAGUACCGAUAACCAAAAAUACUAGUUGACCCCAGCGUAUUUUUAGAGAGAACAUGAUACUCCUUUGACUAAAAAACAACAGUACUCUAUUUUGUUUUCUGAAAAACCUAUAUGCUUCAAGGAUGGUAGAAGAAUUUGCUGUUUCCUUAAACUGCUUUGUUUACAUUUUGAGAUCAGACAUUUUGCAUAACACAAUGCCACUGAAUUUAGAAUUAGAACACCUAGCUUAGUGAUAAUGGCAAUAUUCCUUGACUUCUCCAGAUUUUUCUUGUCUUUAGAAACAGGAUAAGAAUAUUACACUAUUCCUCUCACCUCUGAGAGAACACCAUGGGGAAAGCACUUUGUAAACUAUAAAGUGCUAUAUAAUUAUGAGCUGUGAUUAUUAAUAGUUAUUUAAAUAUUAGAAACGAUAAUGAAAUAUACCUACUGUUUGCUUCCCGAUGGAGAACUGACGGACUCAGAACAAAUUGAAGCAUAUUUUCUUCUUUUUCUUUUUUUUUCUUUUUGACAUGGCUAAUACAAGAAUUGUUUUUUGUAUGGCUAUACAUACCUUGUAACACAUAUUAUUUUUUCUUACCUUCUCAAUGGGUGGGGGAAGAGGAAGAGAAUUAAAAACUGAAAAUACAAUAAAGUUGAAAAUGCAUAAAUGAAAAUCUGUUUUU
Trichosurus vulpecula (common brushtail) is the source of this 1764-nucleotide messenger RNA. It is a transcript of the gene CIMIP6, whose product is annotated as chromosome 3 C2orf73 homolog. The transcript is spliced from 5 exons. The record is from RefSeq and is a predicted model, not a curated record. The coding region runs from base 98 to 994 and encodes 298 amino acids. Lineage: Eukaryota; Metazoa; Chordata; Mammalia; Diprotodontia; Phalangeridae.